UUCUCGGACCCUGCCACGUACCCCAUCAUCGGCAUCAUGGCAUUUGCCGGGUCCAUGGCGACGUUCGAAGGCGUGCGAUACUUGACGGCGAGCCCGGACGUAGCGUUUCGCAAGGAGAAGCGGUCCCAGAUCGACUUGCGGUCCGAGGAAGACGGCGCGGCGUUCCGAUCUCAUCGCAUCUCGGCGGCGACGCUCAAGCUCAACCCCAUCACACGCGAGUCCGAGUACCAGGCGUUCAAGGCGCGUAACAAUUAAAUAGACAGCCAAAACAUAGAAUGAAUAUAGAUUUCAACGCAA
This is a messenger RNA of Aphanomyces invadans, 297 nucleotides long. RefSeq lists its product as hypothetical. The record is from RefSeq and is a predicted model, not a curated record. The transcript has a single exon. Bases 37 to 255 code for a protein of 72 amino acids. Lineage: Eukaryota; Oomycota; Saprolegniomycetes; Saprolegniales; Verrucalvaceae.